Molecule: messenger RNA, 846 nt
Organism: Monoraphidium neglectum
Lineage: Eukaryota; Viridiplantae; Chlorophyta; Chlorophyceae; Sphaeropleales; Selenastraceae
Exons: 4
Coding region: 1-846 (281 amino acids)
Source: RefSeq, a predicted model, not a curated record
AUGAAGACCCACCGCCCCCACAUCACGGACUGGUCCCAGACCGAGAGGAUCAGGCGAUUCCUCGGCAUCGAGCCCGGCAAGGCGCGCACGGCCCCACACACGCCCGUGCUCGCCCGCCCCACCACCGCGCGCGCGCAGCGUGCAGCUGCAGCGCAGCGGACGCGCGGCCCGGCGCGCCGGGCCGAGCAGCUGCGUGCGUCGGCCCACAGGCCGCGGCCGCGCAGCUCAGCCUCACCCCACACGGCCCCCGGCUUUGACUGGAAGUCGGCGUCGCCCCAGGUGCAGGGGGCCCUCACGCGCGCCACCAAGACGGGGCUGGACACGAUCACAGCAAAGGUGCCCACCAUUGCGCCCAUAAUCAACGGGUGGCAGAUGAACACCAACACCAUGGGCGUAUACGGCAACUACUACCUCAAGCGCGCCGCCGUGGCGCUCCUGGGCCUGGGCGCCAACCAGCCGGAGGACGCCAUCUACCCCAUCGCCCUGGCCGACGCCGACGGCAAGAAGAUCGCGUCACCCACCAAGUACACGCUCACCUUUAGUAAGGGACAGCUGCCGCCCGUGGGCGCCUUCUGGAGCAUCACCAUGUACGACGCGGAGGGCUACCAGGUCGCCAACCCCCUCAACCGCUUCGCCCUGGGAGACAGGGACAAGCUGCAGUACGCGCCCGACGGCUCCCUCACCAUAUACAUCCAGCCCGACGCGCCGUCCGACAAGUCAAAGCAGUCAAACUGGCUGCCCGCACCCAAAACCGGGGAGCUGGGGAUCACAAUGCGCCUAUACGCGCCGAAGGCCGCCGCGCUGCAGGGCGACUGGGUCCCGCCCGCCAUCAAGAAGGCCGCGUGA